Molecule: messenger RNA, 3348 nt
Organism: Syngnathus typhle (broad-nosed pipefish)
Lineage: Eukaryota; Metazoa; Chordata; Actinopteri; Syngnathiformes; Syngnathidae
Gene: man2c1
Product: mannosidase, alpha, class 2C, member 1
Exons: 26
Coding region: 91-3165 (1024 amino acids)
Biological process (GO): mannose metabolic process; oligosaccharide catabolic process
Molecular function (GO): alpha-mannosidase activity; carbohydrate binding
Source: RefSeq, a predicted model, not a curated record
CACAGUCUUGACUUCUACUUCCGGGUUACGUCAACACGACCUUUGUCCAUUUAAAACUGUUUCAGUCGUUUAUUAUUAUUUUUUUCCGCUAUGUAUCACCAACCCGUAUUAAAGAACCGCCGCACACUAUUGGAGAGGGCCGAGAAGUUCGUUUCUAGUGUUUACUUCACAGACUGCAACCUGCGAGGACGGUUAUAUGGAGACUCCCAGCCGGUGGAAUCCAUCAGCUCGUUUAUGUCAUCGAAACGAAUAACCUUCUCAGAGGCGCAAACGCAGAAGUUCAGCCCUUACAAAAUUGGUGAUCAUUUUGGACCAACAUGGUGGACGUGUUGGUUUAAAGUAGUCGUGGAAAUCCCCGUUUCCUGGAGAGGAAAAGAAGUCCAUCUUCUGUGGGAAAGUGAUGGCGAGGGGAUGGUCUGGAGGGAUGGACAGCCAGUUCAGGGUCUGACUAAAGAAGGUGAAAAGACAAGCUACAUCCUUUCUGACUGUCUCACAGAGGAGGAGCCACACAGUGUGAACUUCUAUGUGGAGCUGGCCUGUAAUGGUCUUUUUGGAGCCGGUCAAGGGUCCAUGAUUGCAGCUCCGGAUCCGAAUAGGACCUUCUCCGUGGGGAAGGCGGAGCUGGUUGUAUUUAACAGAGAUGUCAGGGAACUGCUGACUGAUUUUGAGAUGCUGAUUGACAUCGUCAAGGAACUGGGCGAGAGCGAGCAGCGGGGCUUCCAAGCGCUCUUCACCGUGAAUGAAAUGGUUAACGUGAGCGACCCGGCCGAGCCGAGUUCCUUUUCCAAAGCGCACGCUCUGGCUCACAAGUUCUUCAGCCAGCACAAUGGCCAAAGCCAACAUAGUGUCCAUGCCAUGGGUCACUGCCACAUCGACUCAGCUUGGCUGUGGCCUUACGAAGAAACCAUUCGCAAAUGCGGUCGGAGCUGGGUGACCGCCGUCCGUCUUAUGGAAAAGAACCCCGAGUUUGUUUUUACUUGUUCUCAGGCUCAACAAUUUGAAUGGGUCAAGAGCUGGUACCCGGGACUCUUCUCCGAGAUUCAACAUUACGUCAAGACGGGACAGUUUGUGCCUGUCGGAGGAACGUGGGUGGAGAUGGAUGGCAAUCUGCCGUCAGGAGAAUCCAUGGUGAGGCAGUUCUUGCUGGGCCAGCGUUAUUUUGAGCAAGAAUUUGGAAAGCGUUGCAAAGAGUUCUGGCUUCCAGAUACAUUUGGCUACUCGGCCCAACUCCCUCAGAUAAUGCGCGGUUGCGGAAUUCGCAAUUUCCUGACGCAGAAACUCAGUUGGAACCUCGUCAACGCCUUCCCUCACAACACGUUUUUCUGGGAAGGACUUGAUGGCUCCGCGGUUUUGACUCACUUUCCUCCUGGGAAUUCCUACUCGAUGAUGGGGAAGGUUGAAGACCUUGUAAAAAGCGUCAAGCAAAACAAAGACAAAGGCCGAGCCAAUCACAGCGCCCUGUUGUUUGGAUUCGGUGACGGUGGCGGCGGCCCCACGCAGUUGAUGUUGGAUCGACUCAAACGGGUCCAGGACACAGAUGGACUUCCCAAGGUUUGCAAUUCCAGUCCCGACAAAUUCUUUUCUCAGCUUUGGGCUGACUCGCAUUUGCUGUGCACGUGGAGCGGUGAACUUUUCCUAGAGCUGCACAAUGGCUCGUACACCACACAGGCACAGAUCAAGCGGGGCAACCGCCAGUGUGAGACGCUUCUGCAUGAUGUUGAGAUGGUCAGCAGCUUGGCAAUGUGUCACCGUAAAACAUUCCAGUACCCCGCCGUGAAGCUGCAGGAACUCUGGAGGCUUCUGCUGCUGAACCAGUUCCACGAUGUCAUCCCGGGCACUUGUAUAGAGAUGGUUGUGGAGGAUGCGUUGAGGUAUUAUGAAGAUAUCAAGGGAAGCGGUGCUGCUCUCCUACAAGAUGGCCUCAGAGCCCUCAUGUCUCAGGGCGAGGCCACGGGUGUCUUCAACUCUCUGCCUUGGGAGCGCCUUGAAGUCCUCCAGAUACAAGAUGGCGUCAGUCAACACAAUUUGGCUCUGGUGCGAGUUCCGAGCGUCGGCGUAUCUCCCAUUCAAGACGCAAAGCCCGUGACGCCUGUCUGUGUUACCGUUCAGGCCGACGGCAGCGUUCUGAUGGAAAACGGGAUUGUGCGGGCUGUGGUAAACAAAGAUGGCACCCUGACGUCGCUGUGUUUGAUCAAUGCAAACAGGGAAGCCAUCCCGGAUGGUUUCGCUUGUAACCAGUUUGUCGUGUUUGAUGACGUACCUCUCUACUGGGACGCUUGGGACGUCAUGGAUUACCACCUUCAAACAAGGAAACCACUGGUGGAGGUACUGCGCCCUGCUCAUGUGCUGUCAUCCCACGAACUCCGAGGAAGCGUGACCUUCACGCUUUCCAUCAGCGACAGGAGCACAAUCACGCAGGAGAUUGUGAUGGAUGCCAUGUGUCCUUACAUUAAAUUCAACACGCAGGUCAACUGGGCUGAGUCGCACAAGUUUCUGAAGGUUGAGUUCCCAGUACGAGUGCACAGCCCCAACGCUACCUAUGAGAUCCAGUUCGGACAUCUGCAGAGACCCACGCACAGGAAUACAUCGUGGGACUGGGCCAAAUUUGAAGUUUGGGGUCACAAAUGGGCCGAUUUGUCCGAGCACAAUUUUGGAGUGGCCCUGCUCAACGACUGCAAAUACGGCUAUUCGGUCCAGAAGAACACCAUGACGCUCUCCUUGUUGAGGGCACCAAAGGCUCCGGAUGUCAACGCCGAUAUGGGCACACAUCAUUUCACCUAUGCCAUCAUGCCACACAAAGGGUCCUUCCAAGAUGCCGCAGUCAUCCAAUGCGCUUACAACCUCAACUUCCCUCUGAGGCUAACGCCGUGCUCGCCAGACGCAGCCGCGUGGAGCGCCUUUUCCGUCAGCCCAGCCAGCGUCAUCCUGGAGACUGUUAAACAGGCCGAGGACAGGAAAGGCGCCGUCGUCGUCAGACUGUACGAGGCUCACGGCGGCGGCGUGACCGCGACCCUCCGCGUGAUGUUUCCGGUCAAGGAGGCCUGGCAUUGUAAUCUUCUCGAGCAAAUCGACACUGCUGAGUCGGCACACGUGACUGAAAAUGGAAUUAGUCUCAACUUCAGCCCCUUUCAAGUCAGAUCACUUUUGCUUGUUGUCGAUGCAUAAAAAUUGGUCAUUUUGCUUUACGUACUUCAAAAUAUUUCCCAAUUUUUUAUUUUUAUUUUACAAAAGAUUAAAAAUAGUAUUUCAAAAUCCAGUGAUGCUUUGUUUUCACUUGACAUUUUGCCUUGUCAGUCUUUCGCUACGCCUCCGAGGACCUGCAAAUAAAAAAAAGUGACGACUUCACAA